AUGAGCGAAAGAAAUAACCCAAGAGUUCUGACUAGUCUUCUUUAUGGGGGACUCGAUGCCUUAGUAGACAUUCCUUGUAAACAUGGUGUCUGCGCAAUCAACGUGAAACCCCGAACAAAUGUCUCGGCUAAACUCGUCCCACCUUUUCGGAUUGUAGCCAGUCACCCUAUCUUCUCUCCCAUUAAUUGUAAUCGUUUGAAGGAAGUAUGCACACAAUUUGAUGAUGAGGUCAUAGCGCUGACAGGCACCUUCGGGCGCUUCAAUGUACGAAACAUCACGUUCGACUGCUAUCCAAAGGGUCUCAGCACACUGGAAGUCCUCAGAAAGGGUGAAAGUGUGCCAAAAGCCAGUGGAAAACAUGCUGCGCUCUCUCCCCACUACAUCCGAGUGAAUGAAAAAGGGCAGCUCGAGGGUUCACCGCAAAUCGUUGUCUCCUGCCACUACUCCGGGAUGUAUGAAUUUAAACACGAAAACCUAGAAGACAACGAGGCACUUCUGAGAAAUGAUACCCACUUUCCACUAGAGUAUAUCCAUUACACCUGGAACGUGGCAAUGGUUCUAAUACCUUACCUCACGACAGGGGAGAGUCGAGUUGACAGGGUGAUGCAAACACCAACCAAUGGAGUUUGUCCACCGAAUAUUGUCUGCCACAGGAAAGUUCAACGCUUUGACCCCAGCGGUAUCCUUGACUAA
Echinococcus granulosus is the source of this 693-nucleotide messenger RNA. RefSeq lists its product as hypothetical. The coding region runs from base 1 to 693 and encodes 230 amino acids. NCBI's taxonomy places the organism in Eukaryota, Metazoa, Platyhelminthes, Cestoda, Cyclophyllidea, Taeniidae. The transcript has 9 exons. The record is from RefSeq and is a predicted model, not a curated record.